GGCUGCUCACGGCGCUGGGGGCACACAAAGCGGGGGUGGCGGCGGGCCCUUUCCCGCCGCCCGUGAGGAGGCAGCCGGCCUCGCCUCCGCCCCGCCGCCAGUCUCGGCGCUGGCCGGGGGCAGCCCCGCGGCGCCGACCAUGGAGCCGCCGGUGCCGCAGCCUCAGGAGCAGCCGCCGCGCCCUCGGUCCCACACGGUCACCACCACCAGCAGCUCCUUCACCGCCAACCUGUCGGCCAGCUCAAGCACCCUUGCCUACGACAGGGAGUUCCUGCGGACGCUUCCCGGGCUCUUCAUGGUGACCGAGAUCGUACUGGGGCUUCUGGUGUGGACCUUGAUUGCUGGAACAGAAUACUUUCUGUAUCCAGCCUUCGGCUGGGUGAUGUUUGUAGCUGUGUUUUACUGGGUUCUCACAGUCUUCUUUCUGAUCAUCUACAUGACAAUGACCUACACCAGGAUCCCCCAGGUGCCAUGGACCACGGUGGGUCUGUGUUUUAAUGGAAGUGCCUUCGUUUUGUAUCUCAUUGCUGCCAUUGUAGAUGCAUCUUCAGUUACCGAAGAACUGGACAGUCACAAUUACAACAGCUGGGCAGCUUCUUCAUUCUUUGCCUUUGUGGUUACCUCCUGCUAUGCUGGAAAUACAUAUUUUAGCUUUAUAUCUUGGCAAUCACGAACUUUGCAGUAACUAUUUUGUUACAAUGAAAUCUGUAGUAUAAAAUAUCCUGAGGAUUAUACUCUUGACAAAAGCUUGGAAGAGGGAUGAGGUCUAUUUGAACAUUUCUGUUAGAAUUGACACUAUGUUCUUUGGGAUUAAAUGAUUAUUUAUAGUACAAUACCAUCUUUACAUCUAACAGUGUACUGCAUAGUAAAAUUUCUUACUGCUCCUUCUAAAAUUAACACCAUAUUUUUCUAGACAUUGUAUAGAUGUUGUUACUAAACCUUUAAUAAAUCUUACCUGAAGAAUGUCCCAAUUUUGUAAAUGUAACUUCUUAAACGUUACAGAUAUACUUUUGAUAUGGAAUGCUACAGAUUGAAACUAAGAUGGAUACUGUCUUGUUAUUAUGUAUAAAAAGUGGCACUGUGCAGGAAAAAUACCACCCAGAACUUUUAAAAUAAAUAAAUAAAUGACCCAACUGUGCAUGUUUUGUAACCUGGGAGUAGAAGGCUUUUUAAAAUUCUUUUUUGCAGUGAAAUAUAUGCUACUGAGAAUUCUGAUGAACCCCUCAGUUUGCAAAUUCUAACAGCUUACCACAGUCAUGAGAUUGCUUUUGGAAGCUGUUACUGUAGGCCUGAAACUUGCUAAAGGAAUAUCGUGCCUGAAAAACAUUAUCUUAACAGGUUUCACAAAUCCAGCAGGCUCCAAGGCUUAAGUCUAGAUGACAGCCCCUUGGUGCUCAUUGUUUAACCUACUGAGAACACGACAAAACACCUACAAAAGGUAGCACAUUUUGUUUCUCAGGGGACUGUGUUUCAUUUCUUUUCUCCUCAGAUUAGGCCAUUAAUCUGUCCUAAUUAAAAUCUGAGCUUCUAAAUCCUGUAGUAUGUAAUCCUCACGUAAAACUAUUGGUGAAUCUUUUAUUCCUAGAUUAAGAAGAUUUAGACUCUUUCCAGUCUUCCAAAACUUAGUUGGACAGUUAUAUAUGGUAGCAGAGAAAUCUUACUGCUUAAAAGAACUUCUUUAUUCCUCCCUGUAACUAAAUGGUGUGCACUUACUUGUGUGUGACCUGUAGCAAAGAAGACUUAUCAACAGCCAGCUAAUUCUGUACUCAAGAUCACAUUGUUUUGUUCCUGAUUACCUGUCAGAGUCACACGAUUUCAGUAUAAGGGAAGCCAAGAUAUUAUUUAAAAACCUGUGUUUGUCUGCACAUUGCAUCUGGCCCCCACAACAAAGGUCAGGCUGUCUGCUGCUGCUAAAAUUAUCCAGCUGUGAGGAAGAAAAAGGGCUACCAACUAUGCAUAUUAUCUACGCAGAUAAAACGUGCCAUUAAAAUCCCGUAUGCUCUUUUCCAUCACUGGAAAAAAAAUCAAAGGCAUAAAAAUGAUCCAAAUGUCAACUGAUAAAAUGUGACUAAAAAUAUAGCUGGAAUUAAAAUUUCAUGAGGAAUAAUGCUUUAGUAGUAAUAAAAAUUCUUUCUUAAAU
Neopsephotus bourkii (Bourke's parrot) is the source of this 2140-nucleotide messenger RNA. It is a transcript of the gene CMTM8, whose product is annotated as CKLF like MARVEL transmembrane domain containing 8. Gene Ontology annotation, cellular component: membrane. The transcript has 4 exons. Bases 140 to 685 code for a protein of 181 amino acids. Gene Ontology annotation, molecular function: structural constituent of myelin sheath. The record is from RefSeq and is a predicted model, not a curated record. Gene Ontology annotation, biological process: myelination. Lineage: Eukaryota; Metazoa; Chordata; Aves; Psittaciformes; Psittacidae.